Salvelinus sp. IW2-2015 is the source of this 1663-nucleotide messenger RNA. RefSeq lists its product as uncharacterized. Gene Ontology annotation, molecular function: RNA polymerase II cis-regulatory region sequence-specific DNA binding; DNA-binding transcription factor activity, RNA polymerase II-specific. Gene Ontology annotation, biological process: regulation of transcription by RNA polymerase II. Gene Ontology annotation, cellular component: PcG protein complex; chromatin; transcription regulator complex. The record is from RefSeq and is a predicted model, not a curated record. Lineage: Eukaryota; Metazoa; Chordata; Actinopteri; Salmoniformes; Salmonidae.
UGACCUGCUGAGUGGACUAAAGAUGGGGGAGCAAGGUGGUUGGCUAGAGGCUAACAGGGGAGACUGGGCGGCCAUCUUGGAUUCCCAGAACCAGACGGGGGCAAACAAGGGCCCAGGGGACAUCACUGAGAAGGCCAGGACCAGAGGUGACAUAGUGGAGUCUGCAGUCCAUGAAGACCUACUGAUAUCAGGUGUUGCUGGCGGAAGAGACUGGACCUCUGAGGCGGCUGGUCACAAACCUUGGCCUCGAAUCAGGACAGUCGAUCAAGAGCCGUCACUCUUCCUUCCCGAGUCGGAACCAGGACCCAACCGUGAGGGACAGAGACUCCACCAACACCACUAUACAGAACACAGCCAGUGGACAGGGGGACUGAACAACCUCAGUCCUGGUGGUCAUCAGAGAGACAGAGGCUCCAGUCAGGGAUCUAGUCUGCAGCCCAGACCCUUCUCUUCACAUUCUCAGUACAGGGAUGUAGCAGUGCCUGGGGCUGAUAGAGAUAGACCAUCCUGUUCCUAUGAUACAAACACCACAGUAUCCAUGAUGAACAGAGCAGGUCACCCUGGGCUUCAGCCUUCAAAGAGGGUGGUGGGCGACCCUCCCGGUGGUAGUCUUUCAGGAAGUCUGUCUUCUUCAGGGUCUCGUCUAAUGCCUAGUGACUGGGUUCAUAGAAAGCCUGGACCUGGGUCUAGCCUUCCUCAGUUACCUCAUGGUUACCCCACCAACACAGACAGGGUCAGGAUGGGCGUUCCCCAUGAGAUGUACCUUGCUUAUAACACAGCACACAAUCCCAACAACAACCAAACAAUGGCCAGAGGUCAAGGAGGGAGCUCAAAGACUAACCACCUGAGGGCGGUGGCUCCUGCUUCUACCUCCUCUGGUGUCAUCGGGUCACAACGUGGGAGGCUGAGCAUUAGGACGGACGCAGACAAGCCAUACGCCUGCCCCACGUGUGGGAAGCGCUUUACUGAGGCAAACUAUGUGAAGAAGCACCAGACCGUUCACACCAAGGAGAGGCCCUUCAAGUGCAAACUAUGUCACAAGAGCUUCUCCUUCCUGACUAACCUUACCAGACAUAGGAGUGUCCACAAAGGGGAGAAAUCAUAGCAGUGUGGCUUGAGUUUUCAGCGGCAGGGAUAUUGGGAACCAUUCUUUAGCUGCCAAACACUACAAAAGUAUGUGGACACCUGCCUCGUCUACACAUACACAGCAAGACAUUCCACUCUGUUCUGGGCCAGCUUCAGUUUUUCUAUGUCCUUUGCAGCACCUGACUGGGCAAUACAAGAUAAGAUCAAACUAGGCCUUUAUUUGCGGAGUGUGGUGUCAAAAAAGCCAAGCAUCUCUUUAUCAUGGACAGACCCCUCCCCAUCUUUACAACCACUCAAUGAAUAUGUUUUGUCCAUGACAGUUUACAAUCUUUUCCUGGUUAAAAAAAAUAUUUGUUUAUAAUUCCAAGGUCACACCAUGUAAUUUAGUCUCCACAUUAUUCAUGAUCAGAUUCAGCUGAGGUAUAGAAUUAAAUGAUUUGAGGGAAUGAUUUUUACCAAAUAUAAUGCUCUUAGUUUUAGAGAUGUUCAGGACUAGUUUAUUACUGGCACCUAUUCUAAAACUGACUUCAACUUUGUUUAGGGUUGCAGUGAUUUCACUAGCUGUGGUUGCUGACAC